Molecule: messenger RNA, 992 nt
Organism: Bursaphelenchus okinawaensis
Lineage: Eukaryota; Metazoa; Nematoda; Chromadorea; Rhabditida; Aphelenchoididae
Source: the annotation of a GenBank genome assembly
AUGGCCCAACUCAAUCAGUCUGUCGCUUUUGUCGCUGCGAUGAGUAAGUUUGGUGAGAAAGACAAAACUAAUUUGAUCGAUUUUGGAGAAAACAGCUUGAAGGGUGGAUACAAAGUGGAGCUGGAUGAAGGUGAUGUUAAGGUAAGUCGAAUAUCUAGUGAUUUUAUAGUAGGUCUUCUUUGAAAUUUGAAUUUUUUAUCACCAAAGAAAGUACCCGACCUGCCCCGCUCUGAUUGACUUCAAACUUUUUAUCUAUAAAGAUCAUGUAAAUAUAAGCCCUUCAGCAAACUACUGACUCUCUCUUUCCAGUCAAUCUCGAGAAAAUCGAAAUCAAAAUUAAGUUUUGAAUUUCCCGUCAAAUUGGCAUUGUGUUUCAAGCUUAUAACCUUGUCAUUUUUUGACUUUUAAUCAUUUUUCUUUGAUAUUCUAGUAGAAAACAUUUGCAUGAACCUAAAUUUUGUAAUUUGUAAAAAUAAUUUGUUUAGAAAGUAGAAAAAAGUGCUUGAAGCACAAUGCCAAAUUAGCCAUAUCAGCGGAAAAUUCAAAUAUUUAAAUAUUAAAACUCAAAAGCGCAAGCUAAAAUUUUUUAUGGACACUAUUAUACAAAUGAUUAAUAUAAAAUUUUAAGCAGGUUGUCAGUGAAGCAGGCUGUUUACUUCCCUAGUUAAUUUAAAAAAAAAUAAUUUUUAACCAAGUCUUAGACGUAUUUUACUAUACUUAAGCCCAAAUUAAACUUUUUUUAAUUUAAGACCCCCUCCACAACAGUAUGUAUUGAUGACAUUUCUUUUUCGACUGGUAAAUACGAAGUUAGGUUGUUCGACAAAAUAAGAUACGACGCUGCUCACAAACUUCUAAAACAUGUUCGUAUCCUUUUGGUCGUACUGUACUUGACGUUUAUGGUAUACUUGUUGUUAUUUGGAGAGAUGGCAUUCUUUCUUUUUUCAUUUUUUAUUGCUGCUAUUGUUGUCGCCGGUUAUUUGUCUGUUCAUUGA